GUGUUCGUAACGUCGUCGAGUUGAAAUCGAAAUAGCUGGAUCAGAUUCACAUAAAUAUAUCUAUAUAUAAGCAGCAGUAGCAGCAGCGGCAGAGCAGCAAUCGGUUCAAUCUCUAAAACGGAAGUCUAAUCCAAUUUGGCCUAUGACAAUACAAACGCACUUUCUUCGCUACGCAUUAUCCAGGUGCGUGUGCGUAUAGAGAGUGAGCGAGAGAGAAGAGCGAGCGAGCGAGGACGAGCAAGCGAGAGGUGAAAUAUUUAAAUUUUUAAGGCAAGCCGCGUUUGUGUGUGUGACCCAUGAAAAGUUGUUAAAUAUAAGCAACGCCAAUCGCCGAAAAUCGAAAAUAGAUAAACCCCUACGUUCGCGUGUUUAAUUUGUAUUUUUGGCACCUUGGUUUGGCAAACAGCAAAAGCAUUUCCCUAUGAUUGGCUCAUUCUGGAAUCUGUGCAGAGCGUGCCCAUCAAUGCCGGUAGACAAGCUCCACUCGGAGUAUCGGAGCACUUAUCGUUGGCAUGAAUUUACGGGAAACUCGCGGCCAGAGGUUGUGCGACGGGCGCCAGCCCCAAAUCCAAGUCAAUUUGUUGGACCAACAAAUGAGCCGCCAUUGCCGCGACGGAAAAAAUGUCCAGAAUUAGCAUAUAAAUCGCACGAGUUUAUUAUAGGAUCGGAAUAUACAGAUGCACGACGAGAUGCCAGUGCACAUCGUUUGGCGAGAUCGGAGGAGAGGGGCGCCACGCCUUCGCGACGCAGCAAAUCGGAGGGACCACCCGUCGUGCCCAAUGGACGUGCGUAUCCCAUUGCAACGGAGAUCGACGGAACCACAAGAAAACAGGCGGCUACUCUACAUGAGUUGGAGCCCUUGGUUAGCGAUACGGAUGAUAGAAAAACGCACGAGAAACAAGUGACCAUUGUGGAGCGCAAGACCACCUCGCGUCCCUUCUCGCAGGCCAUCGACCAGGAGCGCCUGAACCAUUUCAUCACGAAAAAGGAGAAUUUUGGCUUCGCUGAUGCUGCUGUAGCCGCCGCAGCUCUCAAGGAUGAGGUGGACAACCGGCAGCAGACCGGCGAAACCGGCCAGGUGGUGGUCAUGAACGGCUCCGCCCCGCCGCACUCUAAACCGAAUUUGGAUCUGUGGUUCAAGGAGAUGGUUGAGCUGCGCAAAAAGGCUGACGAGUACAAGUGCCGCGGCUGGGGCAUAGAAAUUGAUCCGGAACUGUAUAAGAAACAGAAGGAUCUGUGGGAUCAGGUUUCAAAGCGCAGCUCACUUUCAGCACUUUCCCUAGCUUCGUCUGUUCAUAGACCCAUUACAAAGGAGGAGAAGGAACAGGAAAACAAUAAGAAAUCCACGCCAUUGCAGAAGGCCCAGAAGCCACGUAUUCCUGGCCAGGCCUUUUUGAUUGAUAAUAAGGAUGAGAUUUCAGCACUGCCAGCACGCUUUAGCAAUAUACGUCAUCACCUUGAACGCACCACGGGUCCCGAUGUGGAGGAGGGCGCCUUAUUGCCCUCGCCCACGCGUGAGAAACUGAUGCCGGCCAUUACCAAACGGGAAUCGGAAUCUCAGCGAGGAAGCCCUAAGAAAACGGCCUUAUCCAGGCACGGAUCGCCCCAGAAGGGCAGUCCUCAGAAGGGUAGCCCCAAGAAGGUCCUCAAAAACCGGUCGCAAUCGGCGGGUCCGGGCGUUGCCGAGAAUGAGUCACCGAAGCGCCAGAUCCGGUCGGCGAGUCAGGCGCCCAGCAGCCGUAAAAAGACGCCGACAACCGGAAGCGGAAGCGGAGGCGAACGCAAGGCACGCCCAUCCACCCUAUCCACAACAUUCCAAUCCCGCAUUAAAAGUAGUUCCCUGCCACCGCCCAACGGUAGAGUAGCCUCAGCGCCGACAGCAACUGCAGCAGCAACCCGAGCGGCAACCGCAGCAACAGCAGCAGCAACAGCUAAAUCAGCAUUUAACGCUAAUCAGCCUCAUGCUAAUCAAUCACAAUCAUCACAGGCCAAGAUUGGCAGCGGCAAAAUGCAAAAAACAUCGGCAACAUCUGGCCAACAACAGCAGCAACAGCAACAGCAAAUGCGUAAGAAAGACAAAGAUAGAUCGAAUAGUAGUUGCAUUGGCAAUGGUAGUCAUGUUGGUGCUGGUAGCGGUAGUCAAGCAAAUAGUGUCAAGCAUCUGCAGAAUAAGCAAAAGCAACAACAACUACAACAGCAAAAGCUACAACAACAACAACAGCAACCGCAACAGCAACAACAACACGAUGUUGCAGCAGCAACAGCGGCAGCACCAUCGGCUCAAAUCCCAACCCGGCCUGCAACCAUCAACAUCAAACGGCUAACGGUACCAGGUCAGGAUAGAAAAUUGGCUGAAAACGAUGGCGAGGAUGGUCGUGAGACUGCAAUUUCCAUUUCCAGCUGCAGUCCCCAGCCUCCAGUGCCGGAAGUUCCGGAGGAGCCCCUGGUGAAGUCCCCACCAGAACCGACCCGGGUCAAGUCCCCGGAACAGAUCAUAAUGCGCUCUCCCGAUCCAGUCAACUGGACGGUGCCCCUAGACACUGGCAAAACCUUCACGGUCACGCAGAAUGUCAAAGAUGGGGAGAACUAUAGCCGACCUCAGAGCGAGAUAAAAGCGUCGACACCGGUGGAGAAGCCCCCACCGCCGCCUCAAUCGGCACCGCCACAACUAACCGAACAGGCUAAAAUGGACGCCUGGAAGUCCUGCAGUCCGACCACCAGUGCCGCGAUCUAUGGCAAAACUCUGACGCCCCAUGCCACGCCCACCGGCCAGCCGGGCGGAGCGGUGCGUUGCACAGCCGUCCAGGAUCAGACAUCCCAGCAGCCGGAUCCGGCCAUGUCGUCCUCAUCAUCAACGGGCACAGCCUCCACCGCCCGGACAACUGCCGCCGAGGUCCUGGAGAAGGCACGCGACCGUUUCGAUCGAUUCUGGGGCAGCAGCAGCGCCAGUAAGGAGGAGAGCGUCUAGAUCCUAGAUCUUUAAUCCUAGGUCAGAGGUACUCAGUGCUUUUCAAGUGCAAAAUGUAUUCCCCAGGGCAGUUAGUUGGCCCCCCAAAAAGCAAGCAAUUAUGAUACGUAAUAGACGUUAUGCAAUACCUAAUCAUAUACACCAUCUAUCCUAUCUAAGAACCUGAUUACACUGCGACACAGUUAUCUUUUCAAAUACUUCCCAUAUUUAUAUUAUGUUGCUAUUGAAGCUGAAUAAAUAUACUUUACAUUUAAUGACAAUACGUAAAAAAAUGAAACAAUGGAUUAGAAUUAUAAUACUUUAAAAUUAUAAUUUAAAUACUCCUAUCAUGUAAUUUUUAGAUUUCAGACAUUUCUCUUUUUGUGUUAUAAACAACCCAAAUAUCAAAUGUAUUUUGUUCAAAAAUAUAUUUAAAAUUAUUUAGGAUGAAAUGUAUUUUGUUAAACAUUUUAAAUUGUUCUAAAAAAUUGAUGGAAAACUAUGUUGCAAUGAAAUCAGGAUAUAAGGAAAGUCCUAUUCGACUUGGCUUGAAUCUAAACCUAAAUUCGCUUUUGGUUUUCCUAUUUAAACUGCUGCAAGCAAAUCUAAUCAGGCCAAAUGUCAUCUAACGACACGAGCAUUACACGAGAAAUUAAUUUAUGUAAGACACUUUCACUGCCUCUACCCGAACCGAAAACAAAAUCAAACCAAUGUUGUAUACUUUGAAAAUAACCCAGAGGACUUGCAAUAUUUCGAAAUCAUUCAAUCAUAAAGAAAAGAAAAACAAAUACUUAAAUGGGACAAACAUCACCGCAAAGACCCGUCCAAAAAGUGAGGCCAUUCGAAAAGAGAUAUACUCACAUUUUUGUAACUUUCAUUAGUUGAGCAACCAAGCCGUAUAUUUUGGGUAAUGCAUAAGGUGAUCUUAGCUAAACCGCUGAUCCGUCAAAUACCAAAAGUUGAUAAUAGAUUUUGCACAUGAAUUACAAAAGGGAAUAUACCAAAUACGACAACAUGAUGUUAAGAAUAAUUUAAGAUACAUUUUGGCUAAUAAAAACUUAAGGCAAAUGAUGGUUAAAACAAAGCAACAUUAAACAGUAAACAGAAAACAAAAAACACAAGCAAAACAUAUUAAAACUACACACAAGAAAACUGAAAAAUGAGAUUAUGCUUUGAAAAGCUGUGAAACUAGUUUCAGACAUGCCUACAUUUCUUAUAUAAACUACUACGUGUAUGUGAAAAUAGUCGAGAAACAAAAAUGGAAACCAAAUGAUCAAACAAAAUGGAUAUACCUUAUCGAUUAAAUCAUGUUUUGAGUAAAGUUAGCGCUAAACUGAUAAAGACAAAUGCUUCCCGAAGGGCAAUAGCUUUGAGAAAGUUGAAGUGAGUUUUGAAAAGCAUUUUGUUGCAUUUUGUUCUUCAUACCUCUCAGUGUAGACAGUGUUUCAGUACAAACUAAGUACCAGUUUAAGCUCAGUUUGGCAGCAUCAUUUCUUUCGCGUAGGUCAAAUGCUUGAAUGUUAAAACCUCUCUAAGAAACUACAGAAAAACAAACACAAAAUCGUGUAAGCUGAAGUUAAAAUUUCAUUACCCAUAUGUUGUGUGAUUAACUUCAGUAUUGAGCUUAAUUGUUGCUUGCCUCUAUAUAUUUUAAUAUAAAACAAAAAUAAACAUAACAAAAAAAUGAAGGAAAAUAACGCCACUUCAAUGGUAUUUAUUAAACAGUUGAGUAUUUUUUAUAUGUUUUUCAUGAAUGGACCCGUUUGUUAGUUGAAUUCGAUGAGUUGAUCACUGAAUCUUAUAAAUAGUUACCAAUUAUAAUGCAUAUUAACAAGUGCCCCCGAGAACACAAAUUGUUUAUUAUGUACGCUCAGUCUUAGAAUUGUCACCGAUUCGACCCAGUCAAAUGCAUUAGUUAGAAAUAAAAAAUAAGCGAAAACUAACUAAACUCUGGCAAUCUCUAAACUCUAAAACCUAAAAACUUAACGAAACAAACAGGAAAUGCACACACUCACAUACACAUUACAGAACUAUAUUUCCAGUUACAGUUUGACAAAAGGAAAACAGAAAAUGAUAACACAACCGAAUGGUAGACUCUUGAACUCAUUUAGUUUUAAAUAUCGUACUUAACAAAUUUUAGGCAACUUUAAUAUGAAUCUACUUAAGAACGAACUUGAUAUAUAUUCUAGCUUGUUUACAAAAGGAUAUGAAAUGAUUAAUAAGACAGAAAAAAAAUGAAAACCUAAACCAAUUAUACCCCAAACUGAUUCCAAAAUAGGCGCACUCAAAGGCUUUUUCUUCAAAACAAACAAAAAAAAAGAAUGAAAAGAAAGAAUCGAUUUUUAUAAACACUUAUAUGAAAGUCAAAAAAUAAAUAUUUUCCAUUUUCGGUUCACUCACAAAGGCAAAAUAUUAUAAAAAAGGACACCAAUCAAUUAAAAAAUUUUAAAAGUUGACUUUCACGCCCAAAUGCGCCUAAAAUUUUAAUGAAUUAAAGAAGCCUCAUAUGAAAUGCAAUAAAAUCAAUAACGAUACAACCCGAUUGAUAAUUUUUUCUGAAUUGUCAUAAAAAGGCACACCAAAUAGCCUUCAUAGAAAUGCUAAAUAACACGAUAUAAUAUAAUUAUAAAAGUUCUUUGGAAAAAAGUGGCCGAAUCAUAUGGAAGAGAACUAAUUGAAAUAAUGAAAUAGAAACCAAAAAACAAGUGAUGGUAAAAUGAUUAUAACAUUGUAUGAAUCGAAUAAAUGAAAAAUGCAUAUAAA
Messenger RNA from Drosophila eugracilis, 5710 nucleotides. RefSeq names its product serine/arginine repetitive matrix protein 1. The record is from RefSeq and is a predicted model, not a curated record. The transcript is spliced from 16 exons. NCBI's taxonomy places the organism in Eukaryota, Metazoa, Arthropoda, Insecta, Diptera, Drosophilidae. Gene Ontology annotation, molecular function: microtubule binding. Gene Ontology annotation, biological process: negative regulation of centriole replication. The coding region runs from base 422 to 2968 and encodes 848 amino acids.